AUGAUGGACAUCAUUUAAAUACCAUCUUUAAAUGAGAUUGAUGAAUCUUGUAUUAUAACUAAAAUACUGACAAUAAAAAAGGAAUACUUUUAGAGAUUAAAGAUUUCAAAUCAUUUAUAAUAUUGUAAUCUUAAUAUUGCUAAAAUUAUAAAAGAAUAAGGUUUUAGUACAUUAAAUGAAUGUACUUAAAAAAUUACAUAUUGCGAUAAUGGAAUUUGA
Paramecium sonneborni is the source of this 219-nucleotide messenger RNA. Lineage: Eukaryota; Ciliophora; Oligohymenophorea; Peniculida; Parameciidae. The record is from the annotation of a GenBank genome assembly.